Polychytrium aggregatum is the source of this 523-nucleotide messenger RNA. RefSeq lists its product as uncharacterized. Gene Ontology annotation, cellular component: cytoplasm. Lineage: Eukaryota; Fungi; Chytridiomycota; Chytridiomycetes; Polychytriales. Bases 111 to 329 code for a protein of 72 amino acids. The record is from RefSeq and is a predicted model, not a curated record. The transcript is spliced from 2 exons.
GCCUCAUCUGCUGCUGCUGCCGCUACUACUGCUGCUCGUCGCAUCGGCCAGCCCGUCCACCAACUCGACUCGCCAGUGAUCGCUCCUGUCCACACAAUCCUGCAUCAGCCAUGUCCCGAAUCCUGACCACCCUGUUCGAACUUACCCUGGUCUCCACCGCCUUCUCUGGCGCUCGUCGUGCCGGGCAGUUGGACUUCAACUACCAGCAAAUCGACAACGAAACUGUGCGAACCGUCGUCGAGUCCUAUUUCAAGGUCGGCGACUACGUUGUCGAUUUCAGCGUCAACCAAAUGAGAAAGUACCCGACCUGGUUCCCACGAAGCGGAUAGACUCCUCAGCCUCGUCCUCUGUCCACCCAUUAUUUUAUUGUUUGCUCCCAUCCCCCCUUCCUAUUCCAUCGCACUGCCUGCUCUCGCCCGUUUCUGGACCGUCGCUGCGAUCCCUCAUUGUUCUCAUGUACAGCUUGUCUCGAGCCGACACAGCCGGAGCAGCUAGCAAAGCGAAUACAAUGCAAUGCAACUCG